GUCCCCGCUGUCGCCCGUCUGCGUCGCCUCCAGACCCGCCAUGCCCGACGACCUCAGCAGCACCUGGAACCUGCUCAGCAGCGACAACUUCGAGGGCUACAUGCUGGGCCUAGGUAUUGACUUUGCCACUCGUAAGAUCGCCAAGUUGUUGAAUCCACAGAAAGUGAUUGAACAAGAUGGAGAUUCUUUUACCAUCCACACAUACAGCAGCCUAAGGAACUACCUUGUUAAAUUUAAAGUUGGAGAAGAAUUUGAUGAAGAUAACAAAGGACUAGAUAACAGAAAAUGCAAGAACUUGGUUACCUGGGACAAUGACAGACUCACCUGUGUCCAGAAGGGAGAAAAGAAGAACAGAGGCUGGACACAUUGGCUUGAAGGGGAUAAACUCCACCUGGAAAUGUUCUGUGAAGGCCGACUUUGCAAACAGACAUUCCAGAGAGCCUGAUUGGUACCCAACAACAGAGUCCACUUGUGUCUACAGCUUACUGCUGAAUAAUUUUCCAGAAUGAACAGAUGUUAAUCUAUCCUGCCUUGGUGAUGGGACCUUGUGGUCUAGGAGAUUUCACAUAAUCUAUACCAGAAGCCAUUCGGAGUGCAGGGAAAUGGCUCAACUUCAAUAAAA
Messenger RNA from Trichechus manatus latirostris (Florida manatee), 622 nucleotides. It is a transcript of the gene RBP7, whose product is annotated as retinol binding protein 7. The transcript is spliced from 4 exons. Gene Ontology annotation, biological process: fatty acid transport. NCBI's taxonomy places the organism in Eukaryota, Metazoa, Chordata, Mammalia, Sirenia, Trichechidae. Gene Ontology annotation, cellular component: cytosol; nucleus. The record is from RefSeq and is a predicted model, not a curated record. The coding region runs from base 41 to 445 and encodes 134 amino acids. Gene Ontology annotation, molecular function: fatty acid binding.